GGGAGGGCCAGCCCCCCUCCCAGUGUGUGUGUUUUUGGAACAGAGAACCGGGAGGACAUCCUGAACGCCAGCGACCGGCUGACCGAGGUCCUGGAGGAGGCCAACACCCUGUUCAAUGGAGUGUCCCGAGCCAGGGAAGCCGUCCUGGACGCCCACUUUCUUGUUUUGGCCUCAGAUCUGGGCAAAGAGAAGGCCAAGCAGCUGCGUUCCGAUCUGAACUCGUUUGAUAUGUUAAGAUACGUGGAAACUCUCCUGACACACAUGGGCGUGAACCCGCUGGAAGCCGAAGAGCUGGUCCGUGAGGACGACAGCCCGGACUUUGAGUUCAUAGUCUACGACUCCUGGAGAAUAUCAGGCAAAACGGCAGAAAACACCUUUAAUAAAACCCAUACAUUCCACUUCCUGUUGGGCUCCAUCCAGGGCGAGUGCCCUGUGCCGAAGCCGCGCGCCGAGCGCCCCAGGAGGAUCUGUGCGCUGGAGAAGGAGCGGGAAAUGCCUGUCCAGCUAAAAAGAAUGGAAGAGUCUCAGCAAGAAGCCACAGAAAAAGAAGUAGAACGGAUCUUAGGGUUGUUGCAGACAUACUUCCGAGAAGAUCCCGACACGCCUAUGUCCUUCUUUGACUUUGUGGUCGACCCACAUUCUUUCCCUCGAACGGUGGAAAACAUCUUUCAUGUCUCCUUCAUCGUAAGGGAUGGUUUUGCAAGAAUAAAACUUGACCAAGACCGACUGCCAAUAAUAGAGCCCGUUAAUAUUAAUGAGGAAAGUGAGGGCAUUGACCAGAACACCCAAAUCAGGAAUCAAGGGAUUAUAGCUUUGAGUUACCGCGACUGGGAGGAGAUCGUGCGGACCUUUGAGAUCUCGGAGCCGGUGAUCGUGUCCGGCCCGAGCCGGCAGAGCCUGAGUGCUGAUGGCAGCUGAAGGACUCUAAUGGAUAGUGAAAUCCAGAAAGGAAAGCAGCAUGUGUUGUAUAUAUUGUAUGAUUGAACGUUUUUAAAGGCAGAUUGUUUUUAGUAAACUGUAGCUUUUGAUAGUGUAUCGAUUUGUCAUGGUUGUCUUUGAUUAAAGGAGAUGCACUGCCAUGUUCACAAA
Molecule: messenger RNA, 1089 nt
Organism: Myotis brandtii (Brandt's bat)
Lineage: Eukaryota; Metazoa; Chordata; Mammalia; Chiroptera; Vespertilionidae
Gene: NSMCE4A
Product: NSE4 homolog A, SMC5-SMC6 complex component
Exons: 10
Biological process (GO): DNA repair
Cellular component (GO): nucleus; Smc5-Smc6 complex
Source: RefSeq, a predicted model, not a curated record